This is a messenger RNA of Penicillium argentinense, 483 nucleotides long. RefSeq lists its product as uncharacterized. The transcript has a single exon. The record is from RefSeq and is a predicted model, not a curated record. Lineage: Eukaryota; Fungi; Ascomycota; Eurotiomycetes; Eurotiales; Aspergillaceae. The coding region runs from base 1 to 483 and encodes 160 amino acids.
AUGUCGAGUCACCUACAUCGGCACUUUGGGCGUUUCGAUUUCUCGUUUGAAGCGACCUCCCAGCCCCACAAAUACCGCAUUCAAAACUACCGCCCACGAAUACAACUACACCUCCCUCGAACUGUUGCAUUCAAUUGGUAUGACCAAAGAUACGAUCUUCCGAGUCCCGAGCUUCUCAAGGUUCAUGCAAUUGUUGCGCGCAUCUUUCAUGCAUCUUCCGCAGCGGAGCAGAUUGAAAAGGCACUUCGUGAUCUAGGAGAACACUGUGGGCUAGCAAAGGAUGGUAGCACCGAUAUUUCUUCUAUGUUGGCCGCAACAACACUAGGUGUCCUCGGUUCCCGCACGGGCAACGUCCAGCAGACUCGCGCAGCGUUCCCAGAUUCCAAAACAAGUGCCCAGAGCGUUCAAAAGAAUGUUACAAAUGUAGAUAGACCGCUGGGCGAAGAACAGGCUACCUACGAGGAACAAUCACUGCGCUAUUAG